AUGGACCGCGGGAAAAGUGCCAGUGGAUCGUCCAGUAUGCAUCCAGAUCCUGGGCAAAGUCACUCCAGUGACCAGAUCAAGGUGCAGCCAAUAAAGUCAUGGAAAGGCUACAUAUGGGAUACAUGGGAGCUUCCACCAGACCAGCGCUGGCUCUUAUUCAAAGUCGAUGCCUUUGUCCUUACCUUUGCCUCAAUCGGUUACUUUCUGAAAAAUCUGGAUCUUAACAAUAUCAACAAUGCCUUUCUCAGUGGCAUGAAAGAAGACUUGAAUAUGUAUGGCAAUCAGCUUGUCACUAGCACGUCUAUCUACACGGUGGGAUAUUUGGAGGUCGGUUGGGGGAUAGCCACGAUUUGCACAUCCAGUGUGCAGUCCUACCGGUCACUAUACGCCAUCCGCUUUUUGGUUGGGCUGUUCGAAUCCGGCUUCUACCCAGGUAUCCACUACCUACUCGGAUCGUGGUACACUCCCCGUGAGAUAGGUAAGCGGGCGAUGGUUUUCUGGCUGGCCGGCUCAAUUGGAACGUUAUUCAGUGGGUUCCUGCAAGCUGCCGCUUACACCAACCUGAACGGUGUUCACGGCCAUGCUGGCUGGCGCUGGCUGUUCAUUAUCGAUGGCAUCAUCACACUACCGCUUGCCCUAGCGGGCUUCCUCUUUUUCCCUAACCUCCCCCAAGACGGGAAGAAAACGUGGUGGACGACAGAAGAGGAGCAUAUCCUUUCGGUUAGGCGCAUGGAGGCUGUUGGCCGUGCGGGAAAGGAGCCCUGGACGGUCGCCAAGGCUAAGCGAAUCUUCCUCAGCUGGCAUACCUAUGUUCUCCCGUUACUAUACAUUGUGUGGAAUAACGGUUACCCACAACCCGGCAUGGGUUACUGGCUGAAGAGCUUCAACACGACCCCUGCUCCGGUGCCGGGUACAUCAUUUUCGGUGCCGCAGAUCAAUAACUAUCCUAUGGUUACGACUGGAAUUUUCGUUGUGGUGGCUUUGAGCUGGGGUUGGCUGUCUGAUGGGUGUCGCGGUAUACGGUGGCCUUUCAUCUAUGCUGGAGCCAUCAUCACGAUGAUUUUCUGUAUACUUCUCCGACAGAUGCCGCUCUAUGAAAAUAUUAAGGGCCGUAUGGUUGUAUAUUGGCUGAGUAACAUUGGCAGCGGUGCCGGGCCUCUCAUCUUGAGUUGGAUCAACGAGAUCUGUUCGGCGGACACUGAGAAAAGAGCAUUAAUUGUCGGGUUAGCGAACGACCUUGCUUACGUCGUUCAAGCGGUAGCACCGAACUUUGUGUGGAAGACCACCGACUUUCCAGCUGCCAAGAAGGGCUAUUUAUGGGAUAUCGUCCUCCAGUGUCUACUCAUCGUUGUCACUGCUGCUAUCCAGGUGCAGCUCUGGCGGGAUCGAAAGUCGUCCGUUCGCGAAGACGACGAUGGCUUCUCAUCUGGCUCGCAGAACGACGACCCACCACAGCAGGAGAGUGAUGUUGAGCAGGGGAAGAUGGCCCGCGCCGAGGUCAUGGCGGUACACAACUAA
Messenger RNA from Aspergillus pseudonomiae, 1518 nucleotides. RefSeq names its product major facilitator superfamily domain-containing protein. Gene Ontology annotation, biological process: transmembrane transport. Gene Ontology annotation, molecular function: transmembrane transporter activity. Lineage: Eukaryota; Fungi; Ascomycota; Eurotiomycetes; Eurotiales; Aspergillaceae. The transcript has 10 exons. Bases 1 to 1518 code for a protein of 505 amino acids. The record is from RefSeq and is a predicted model, not a curated record. Gene Ontology annotation, cellular component: membrane.